Molecule: messenger RNA, 2099 nt
Organism: Monascus purpureus
Lineage: Eukaryota; Fungi; Ascomycota; Eurotiomycetes; Eurotiales; Aspergillaceae
Source: the annotation of a GenBank genome assembly
AUGGAGAGACGGUCCAGUCGUCGACGGAAGCCAGCUCCGUUGAAAGGACAGUCGCCUCAAAUUCAACCAAGUAUGUCCGACGGCAGCACGUCAAAACGUCAGACCCAUCAUCGCCCGUGGAUGGUGCUGAGCUGCUCCUUACUCGCGUGCUUCUUCGUCUCGCUGGCAUACUAUUUCCAACAGCGCGGGGGGGUUGAUCUGCUGCAGUCUUUCCUCGCCUCGUCAUUACAGACACACACCGCGGGGAACCACCGAGCAUUCGUGCCACACAGCCCCGACAUAUCUCGUCCCAGAAUAGAGCUUCAUCCGGAGGACCAUGUGUACCGUGAGCCGUCGACACAGCGCCUGAAUUGGCGGGUUACUUCAGACAGCCUGCGUCCGGAUGGUGUACAGAAACGAGUCUACCUGAUCAACGGCCUCUUUCCGGGUCCAACGGUAGAAGCACGUUCAGGUGAUACUCUGGUUAUAUCUGUCACCAAUUCCUUGGAGAAUGAGUCUAUCUCGAUCCAUUGGCAUGGCUUACAUGUACAUUACUCAAUGGACGGGGCAGCCGGAAUCACUCAGUGUGCUAUCCCUCCAGGGAAUACAUUCACGUAUAAUUUCACAAUUCCCUUGGACCAGAGUGGGACAUUCUGGUAUCACUCUCAUUCUGGGAUUUCCAGAGCAGAUGGACUAUAUGGAGGCUUCGUCGUUCACACGCCCGCCUCCAAGUCCUCGGUUCGCGGGCUCAUGACUCGCUCGAGCCCUGCUGACCUGGACAAAUACAAAUAUGACAAGGAGCUCUUGCUUCUGAUCGGAGACUGGUACCAUCGAUCUGCCGGUCAGGUCUUAGCAUGGUACAUGCGGGCAGGCUCCUUUGGAAACGAGCCAGUUCCUGACUCUCUAUUGAUCAAUGGGGUCGGCCACUUCGAUUGCUCUAUGGCAGUUCCUGCGCGGCCGGUAGACUGUAUUGCAAUCCAUGUCAAUUCCUCAUAUUUAGACUUGGACAGGAACGCUUUCUACAGAGUCCGUGUAGUCAACACCGGAUCCCUGGCAGGGUUCACAUUGGUAUUUGGUCAUGAACACCUAGAACUCAUCCAACUCGACAGCAUCGAAGUCGAACCACAGCAAAAGCAGGGAGUAAACUCUGCUGGCAUCCUCUACCCUGGACAACGAAUGGACUUCGUCUUACGUUCUCCAGCAGAUCUGGAUACUAGACAGCCGUCCUCGGUGACCGUACAACUUGAUCGAGGCUGUUUCAAAUACCCCAAUCCAGCCCUCCUUCCCGACCAGACCUUUCCCAUAAGCCCAAUCCCCAACGAUGCCAAUAACAAAGAAAACGAAGUCCCACCGUGGAAACCCAACACAACAACCCUAAACCGAAUCGACAUCGAAAAAUUUGCCUCCUCAAGCACCAUCCUCGCCAACAUGUCCGCAAAAGCCCAACAAACGCACGUCGUGUACACGAAGAUCCAAAAACUAUCCAUCAACAACAACGUCCCGUACGGAUUUUUCAACCGCACCUCCUGGCGCCCACAGCAGGAUCCGCCUAUCCCUCUGACGGGCCUUGCCAGGCAAAAAUGGGACCGGAAUCAGUUUUCUUUCUCGACGGGCCCGGAACCGGUUUGGGUUGAUCUUGUGGUUAAUAAUCUUGAUGAGGGACCGCAUCCGUUCCAUCUGCACGGCCACCACUUCUACGUCCUCACAACCCAAAAAGCCUCUAUAGGCUGGGGCUCAUACAGCCCGUUCGUCGACCCGUAUCCUCCCGGUCUAGAGCCUAGCAGAGAAGAUCACACUCCCUACAACCUCACCAAGGCCACCCUUCGCGAUACAACCCAGAUCCCCAGUCGCGGGUACGCGGUCCUCCGCUUUCGAGCCGAUAACCCCGGUGUGUGGUUAUUUCAUUGCCAUAUCACCUGGCAUUUGGCGAGUGGAAUGGCUAUGUUGGUUGAUGUUAUGGGUGAUGAGAUGGGGGUAGGAGCUCAUGAGGCUGGGAUGGGGAUGUGUCUUUCUGUAUCUUGAUCUUGAGUUUUUGCCUUUGUUUACAUGCCACGGUUCUGGUCUAGGGAUUUACAUACGUGGUGGAUGCAUUAUUAUAUUAUGCAUGGAUAGCUUCAUAC